This is a messenger RNA of Adineta steineri, 1227 nucleotides long. The record is from the annotation of a GenBank genome assembly. NCBI's taxonomy places the organism in Eukaryota, Metazoa, Rotifera, Eurotatoria, Adinetida, Adinetidae.
AUGGCUGUUAUCGUCGCCAAUCUUUAUCAACAAGCAACAAUGUGUACAACUGAAAAACAUCGUGCACCACGUUGGUUAACAAAAUUAGCACUUACAUAUCUACCACCAAUUCUUCGUAUGCAAGAUAAAGUCAAAACUGUGCUUAGUCAAAAACUAAAAAUGCACGCAAAUAUGAAAAUAACUCGAAAUUCCUCAUGGGAAAAUUGGGGUUUACAUGGUUUUAUAUUUGGAUUAAUACUUUCAUUUGUUGGUAUAUUAACACAAAUUCUUGAAUUUCCUCGUGUAUAUAAUGGUGCAAUAAAUGUUGAUGUAACUACUAAUGUGACUGGUGAUCUUUAUACAAUAUCAAAUUAUUAUCAACAUUUUUGGCCAUGGACAUAUCCAGCUAGUCUUUUUGGUCUUUUUACAUUUUUAACAGGUGUUAUUGGUGUAUUAGCUGGUAUAAGACGAACAUAUAGUUCGAUUUAUGGUCUAUUUACAAUGAGUGUUGUAUCAGCAUUAUUUGCUAUUUAUUUAAUUGUUUAUUUUUCAUUUAUUAUUUCAUUUUAUCGAACACUUCAUAUGGAUAGUGCAAAGAAUCGUACACAACCUGAAACAGUUUCAUAUGCACUUGCUAGUACACAAUUAACAGUUGCAAUAUUAAAUGUUAUAACUAGUAUAUUAUCAGCUAUUUUUGCUGGUCGAGCUAUUGCACUUUGUGUAAACAAAGGUGUUAAAUCUGAUGAUGUUUAUAUGAAUAUGGCAACACCAGGACCUCAAAGACCUGAAGACUCAACCGCAUCACAUGGUCUUUCUUGUGAACCAACUCCAUUACCAUUGGCAACCAAUAAAAAUGAAGUUGAUGUUAAUUAUGAAAAUAUGAUUGAGAAUUUACUUUUACAACAAGUUUUAUUAUAUACGCAUGAUCAUCAAAAUCCAUCACAUUAUUCUCGUGUACAUCAUACACGUUCAACAACAACAGCAACAAGUUCAUUAUUAAUACGACAACAAACAAGAUAUCCAUAUAAUCAUAAUGAUGAACAUUUAGUAUUAACUUCAUCAAAACAGAGAAAUAAUCAUGAUGAAGAAGCAACAAUAUGUGUUGUAGAAUCUAAUCAAGAAACUUCAAGUAGUUUAAUUGAAAAUAUUCUUUAUCAUUAUAAUCAACGUAAUGAUCCAUCUACACGUUUUGAUCAAAAUUUAUUAGAUUUACUUGUUAAAAGAAAUCGUGACAAACAAAAAUCAUCA